This is a messenger RNA of Acanthopagrus latus (yellowfin seabream), 5225 nucleotides long. It is a transcript of the gene grik4, whose product is annotated as glutamate receptor, ionotropic, kainate 4. NCBI's taxonomy places the organism in Eukaryota, Metazoa, Chordata, Actinopteri, Spariformes, Sparidae. The record is from RefSeq and is a predicted model, not a curated record. Gene Ontology annotation, molecular function: kainate selective glutamate receptor activity; transmitter-gated monoatomic ion channel activity involved in regulation of postsynaptic membrane potential. Bases 1894 to 4797 code for a protein of 967 amino acids. Gene Ontology annotation, biological process: monoatomic ion transport; synaptic transmission, glutamatergic; modulation of chemical synaptic transmission. The transcript is spliced from 23 exons. Gene Ontology annotation, cellular component: presynaptic membrane; plasma membrane; kainate selective glutamate receptor complex.
UGAUAGUCCGUAAAACAAUUCACUUGUACGGCACUUAUAGAAUGACAGUUUCAGUAAUGGUGAAAUGAUUGAAGACCAUUUUUUCACUUAAACCUUGAUGAGAAAAAUCAAGGACGCCCGAGCAUUAGUCAAGAUGGAUCGACUGAGUGUCUUUAUUAAAAAAAAAAACCUUAUCCUUGAAUUUCUUACACACCCCGGUGGUAGAAAGACUGUUUUAUCAAAAUGACAAGUAAAUGUUCAGUUAUGCUAUUAAUCUAUGAACAUCAAAGGACCAAGACAUCAUGUCUUAACUGUAGGUUACUCACCCCCAUUUUUUUCUUCUCUUCAUUGAAUUAUAGUUCCUGCUGAGGAGAAUCAAUGAUCUGUAAAUCUGAACCUACAGGUCCCAUGAUAUAUCUGUACUGUAUCAGCUGACCCCUUUGUAUCAGAUAUAGGACAUUUUUCAGAUGUCAGAUGAUGAUUAGCUGUCACCUCCAUUCAUCUUCUCGUAAGACCGUUCGUUGCUGUGAUUCCCCAUGUUCCAGGGAAUCUAAUGCCUCCUCGUAUCACCGCGUUUCACGACUCAUAGCUUUUACCUUUUGGAUAAAAAUGGCUAAAUCACCAAUCACUUGACUGAAUGUUUUAUUACCUCUGCCAAAGAGGUCAUGUUUAUCUAAGGUGUCAGUUUGUCUGUCGGUUUGUCAGCAGGAUUACAGAGAAAUUCCUGUGAAAUUUGGAUGAAGGAUGAGCCUUGGCCCAGAGUAGACCCCAUUAACUUUUGGUGUGGAUCCAGGAUUUUGUUCCCCCCACUUUCUACAUUUUAGUUAAUUUCUCAGGGAACAACGCAUGGAUCUGUUUUUUGUUUUUUUUUCUUUUAAUUAUUAACAUCAUUUUUAAAUCAGGCACAUUUAGGUGGUGUGUAUCUAUCAAUGAGCACCAUUCGAUGCAAAUCUAGAUUUGCUGAUUUUAAAUUAUGGAUAAGCGGUGAUUCGGCUUGUUUAAAUUUAAGGGCAGAGGUGUGUGCUCUACUGAUUAGCAGUAUGGCAAUUAGUAGAGUGCACACCUCUGCCCAAACCUGCAAUCAAGGAUUUGGGAGCAGCUGGAAACAAUCUGAGAACUCAAUGGAAAACCAACGCGACAUCCAUGUUAGCAAUCAGUUGCCCAUCUCCACACCCACCAGACGCCGAACAACAUCAUCAUUCAUCUGGAGUCAUGUUUCUAUAGAGCCCUGGCCAAUGCGCGGUGUGAGGAGAGGAGGGCACCAAAAAAAAAAAAAAGAAGAGGGGAGAAAAAUCCCCUCUGACCGCGAGUGUGUGCGCGCAAGAGAAAGGGACGAGACUCCGGCUGCACCUCAAUCUGGUCUGCAUCUUUCCACCGGACCGCAGUGGAUCUAGCCGACGGACUGACGGACCGUACCGGGACUACAUCCACUGACAACACAAGAUGUGAAGGAGCUCAGUGAGUGUCGGUGGUGGAGAGGAGAGGAGAGAGGAGAGCAAGAUCCAGAGAACUACACAGGAGGGGGAGAAUUGAGUUACUGUGCAACUGCGCUUUUUCUUCGCAAAACGACGGUUUUUUUGUCCUGUCUGUGAGCAGCGGACGCGUAAAAAAAAAAAAAAAAAAUUAAAAAAUAAAACAAAUACCCGUGGCGAACUCACUGAGAAUUUAUUUCAGACCCGGAGAAAAGAGGGAGCACACGGAUACAAGACUGUCUGUACACUGCCGAGCCCAAUCUGUGAGGGGCCACGUACUAUAAGUGUAUGUGAGAUGAGGAGAAGCUAAGUGGCUACCACAACCAGCCAGAUCAGACAGCCUCCUGUGCUGCAAGAUGGAUUAGAGCCCAACACCUCAGGAGAUCAAAGGUGGCUGUGACAGGGGCACCCCCGGGGCAGGACCCAUGAGGAGUCAUAGAAGAUGCUCACAGCCUGGGCGCUUCUGCUCUUCUUAGCCAUGUGGGUGAGAAGCACCUCUGGUGGCCCGCUCUCCUUCAGAAUAGCUGCCAUCCUUGACGACCCUAUGGAGUGCAGCCGAGGGGAGCGACUGGCCAUCACUCUGGCCAAAGACAGCAUCAACAGGAACAGCAACCGCUCGACCACCGGCAAGCUGGAGGUGGACAUCUUUGAACUGCUGAGGGACAGUGAAUACGAAAUGGGCGAAACGAUGUGCCAAAUCAUGUCUAAAGGGGUGGUGGCAGUCCUCGGUCCCUCGGCCAGCCCGGCCUCCAACUCCAUCAUCAGCAAUAUCUGUGGCGAGAAGGAGGUGCCCUAUGUCAAGGUGGCUCCAGAGGACAUCCUGAAGGUUCAGUUCCCCCGCUUCACCACUCUGGACCUGAGGCCGACCAACACCGACAUCAGCCUGGCUGUGGCCGGCCUCCUCACCUUCUUUAACAGCACCACCGCCUGCCUCAUCUGUGCACAGGCUGACUGCUUAUUGAACCUGGAGCAGCUCCUCAGGCAGUUCCUCAUCUCCAAGGAGACUCUGUCAGUGCGCAUGCUCGAUGACAGCCAGGACCCGACCCCUCUCCUGAAGGAGAUCCGAGAUGACAAGACUGCCACCAUUAUAGUGGAUGCCAACGCCACCAUGUCACAUAUCAUUUUGGAACGGGCUUCAGAGCUGGGAAUGCUGUCAAUCUACUACACUUACAUCUUCACCUCUCUGGAAUUCUCUUUGCUCCGACUGGACGACGUGGUGGACCAGCGGGUGAACAUCAUCGGGUUUUCGGUCUUCAACAAAACCCAUCCGUUCUUCCAGGAUUUCGUGCUGAGCCUCAACCGCUCCUGGCAAGAGAACUGUGACCACGCACCCUUCGCUGGCACACCGCUCUCCUCAGCUCUGCUCUUUGAUGCGGUAUACGCGGUGGUGGCAGCGGUCCAGGAGCUGAACCGGAGCCAGAACGUUGGCGCCACUCAGCUCUCCUGCAAGUCCUCCAAGAUCUGGGAGCACGGCACCAGCCUCAUGAAUUAUCUGAGGAUGGUAGAAUUGGAAGGUCUAACGGGCCACAUCGAAUUCAACAGCAAAGGCCAGCGGUCCAACUACGCGCUGAGGAUCAUGCAGAACAGCAAGGAUGGCCUAAGGCAGAUUGGCCUGUGGCACUCGGAGGAUGGACUGUCCAUGGAGAGAAAGCUUCCAUCAAUCAACGUGACGGACACCCUCUUCAACACUACUCUCACCAUCACGACGAUAUUAGAGAAUCCAUAUGUGAUGCUGCGGCCGAACCAUCAGGACCUGGAGGGAAAUGACCGCUACGAGGGCUUCUGUGUGGACAUGCUGAAGGAGCUGGCAGAUAUUCUCAAGUUCAAGUACCGCAUCCGGCUGGUCGGGGACAGGCUGUACGGGGUUCCUGGAGCCAAUGGGACGUGGACCGGCAUGGUCGGAGAGCUCAUCUCAAGGAAAGCCGACCUGGCGGUCGCAGGCCUGACCAUCACAGCAGAGCGGGAAAAGGUCAUAGACUUCUCCAAGCCCUUCAUGACCCUCGGCAUCAGCAUCAUGUACCGCGUCCACCUGGGACGCAGGCCUGGUUACUUCUCCUUCCUGGAUCCCUUCUCCCCUGGAGUCUGGCUCUUCAUGCUCCUGGCCUACUUGGCUGUCAGCUGCGUCCUCUUUCUGGUGGCCAGACUGACACCUUAUGAGUGGUACAACCCUCACCCCUGUCUGAAAGGUCGCUGUAACCUGCUGAUCAACCAGUACUCGCUCGGCAACAGUUUCUGGUUCCCUGUCGGAGGCUUCAUGCAGCAGGGAUCCACCAUCGCUCCCAGAGCUCUCUCCACGCGUUGUGUCAGCGGCGUCUGGUGGGCCUUCACAUUAAUCAUCAUUUCAUCCUACACCGCCAACCUGGCCGCCUUCCUAACGGUCCAGAGGAUGGAGGUGCCGAUAGAGUCUGUGGACGACCUGGCAGAUCAGACGGCGAUCGAGUACGGCACCAUGCACGGAGGAUCCACGAUGACCUUCUUCCAGAACUCCCGCUACCAGACCUACCAGCGCAUGUGGAACUUCAUGCACUCGAAGCAGCCCAGCGUGUUCGUGAAGAGCACGGAGGAGGGCAUCGCCCGUGUCCUCAACUCCAACUACGCCUACUUGCUGGAGAGCACCAUGAACGAGUACUACCGCCAGAGGAACUGCAACCUCACUCAGAUCGGAGGACUGCUGGACACAAAGGGCUACGGCAUCGGCAUGCCACUGGGCUCAGUGUACCGUGAUGAGUUUGACCUGGCCAUCCUCAAAAUGCAGGAAGACAAUCGUUUGGAGAUCCUCAAGAGGAAAUGGUGGGACGGUGGCAAGUGUCCAAAGGAGGAGGACCACCGUGCCAAAGGUCUGGGCAUGGAGAACAUCGGCGGGAUCUUCGUGGUGCUGGUGUGCGGCCUGCUGGUGGCCAUCUUCAUGGCGGUGCUGGAGUUUGUCUGGAUGUUAAGGCAGGCGCCGGGAAACGAGCAGUCAGUGUGUGAGGAGAUGCUGCGGGAGCUCCAGGGGAUCGUCCUGUGUCGCGACAGCCUGCAGGUGAGGCGUCGGCGGGCGGCUUCAUUGAUGCGUCCGCGGCCCUUACCCCUGGAGGAGCGUCGGGCGCGAGCUGCCGCCGUCAGCCUCAGCAACGGCAAGCUGUGCGGGGGCACCGGACUGCCUGAACCCCUCUCCCACAGACUGGCACAGGAGGCUGCCCUGGUCGCGAGGGGGUGCAGCCACAUCCGCAUUUGCCCUGAGUGCCGGCGCUUCCAGGGACUGAGGAUGCGUCCGGCGGGGGCCACCGGGGCCCUCCCUUCUCCCACGCACAGUGAGGAGAGCAUAGAGUGGGACAAGACCACGAAUAGUAGUGAACCUGAAUAGCGCCCGGUCGACUCUCCCCCAAAAGCCACCUCUCUACUUUCCAGGGAACAAAGAUCAUGUGGUGUUUUGAUUCAGCCAUUUCGGAAGCUUGAUCUUAAAGGGCAGGACAAGGCUGCAAACUUUGUUUUGCCCUCGAGGCAACAGCCGGCAGUCAGUUUUGGAUUCUCCUUGGGUGAAUUUUUUCCUUCGUCAUAGGAGAAACUGAUGAGUCUGUCUCGUUGCGGUCUGUCCCUGUUGGCCCUUUGUACCGUGUAAAACAGGACAGACGAAAACAGCUACGGGGCAUUUGUACUAUGCAGUAUUUUCAGUCAUUUAUCAUUGUGCUGUUUCUUUUUUUUCUCCUUUUUAAAUUAUUUCUGUCCUCUGUUUGAUUAUCAGUACUGAAUAUUGUUAUUCUAUUGUUCUUUAAAAGAGAAAAAAACUUUCAA